AUGAUUUGGCCUGAAGAGAAUUACCCAGAGAGAGAGUCCAAUCGAGCUAGAAAGAGAAGACUCUUCCCAAAGAUUAUCCCCAAGACUGAUAACUCAGGAAAGUUUGUUGUGCCUUGUAUCAUCAAAGGUAACAUUCUUGAGCAAUCUUUGUGUGACACAGGAGCCAAUGUGAACAUCAUGUCUAAGAGGAUAGCUGACAAGAUAGGCCUCACCAAGAUACAGCCAUCAUCCAUCUCCAUCAACUAUGCUGAUUCAUUCUCACAAACCCCCUAUGGCUUUGUGCCUAAUGUGAUGGUGCAGAUUGGAAAUUGCUCUAUCCCACUGAUUUCAGAUUGUGGAAAUGAGAGAGAGUAG
This is a messenger RNA of Microthlaspi erraticum, 354 nucleotides long. NCBI's taxonomy places the organism in Eukaryota, Viridiplantae, Streptophyta, Magnoliopsida, Brassicales, Brassicaceae. The record is from the annotation of a GenBank genome assembly.